Capsella rubella is the source of this 2002-nucleotide messenger RNA. Its product is annotated as sulfhydryl oxidase 2. The transcript is spliced from 12 exons. Gene Ontology annotation, molecular function: flavin-dependent sulfhydryl oxidase activity; protein disulfide isomerase activity. The coding region runs from base 93 to 1583 and encodes 496 amino acids. Lineage: Eukaryota; Viridiplantae; Streptophyta; Magnoliopsida; Brassicales; Brassicaceae. Gene Ontology annotation, biological process: protein folding. Gene Ontology annotation, cellular component: Golgi membrane. The record is from RefSeq and is a predicted model, not a curated record.
CGCUUCCUCUCUGUUGAGAAGAAAAUUAAAAUAUAAAGAAGUGAUUAAAUUUUGAAAUCUCAGAGGAAGGGUCUUCUUCUCAAUCCGAUUUGAUGUCUUUGGUGCAUCUGCUUUUGUUCGCGGGCCUUGUAAUCGCCGCGUCUGCUUCCCCGGGCUCGCGCUUGAUUCUCCGGGAAAUCGCCGAUCAAAAAGACAAAGCUGUUGAAUUGAACACUACCAACUUCGAUUCAGUUCUUAAAGACACCCCCGCCAAGUAUGCCGUCGUCGAAUUCUUCGCUCACUGGUGUCCUGCCUGUAGAAACUACAAGCCUCAUUACGAAAAGGUCGCAAGGCUCUUCAAUGGACCAGACGCCAUACAUCCUGGAAUCGUUUUGAUGACGAGAGUUGAUUGUGCGAUGAAGACGAAUACUAAGCUCUGUGACAAGUUCUCUGUUUCUCAUUAUCCAAUGCUCUUUUGGGGUCCUCCUACUAAGUUUGUCUCUGCCAGUUGGGAACCUAGAAAGGAUAAAAGCGACAUACUUGUUAUCGAUGACGGCCGCACUGCUGAGCGUUUGCUCAACUGGAUUAACAAGCAGAUAGACAGUUCUUAUGGCUUGGAUGAUCAGAAAUUCGAAAACGAACAAGCCCUGUCAAAUAUAACCAACUACAACCAGAUUUCCCAGGCUGUGUAUGACGUCGAGGAAGCAACCGCAGAAGCUUUUGAUAUCAUUUUAGUACAUAAGGCCAUUAAGUCAUCAGAAACAAGUGCUUCAUUUAUAAGAUUUAUCCAGCUUCUAGCAGCACGUCAUCUUUCCAGGAGGUGUCGGAAAGGAGCUGCAGAAAUUCUAGUGAACUAUGAUGAUUUAUGCCCUUCUGGAAAUUGCUCUUACGAAAAAACUGGAGAGAAGAAUACCCUGGGAAAUUUCCCUAUUUGUGGAAAGGAUGUUCCACGUGGAUACUACAUGUUUUGCCGUGGCAGCAAGAACGAUACUCGUGGAUUCAGCUGUGGAUUAUGGAUUCUGAUGCAUUCGCUUUCCGUGAGGAUUGAAGAUGGAGAAAGUCAUUUUGCCUUCACGGCAAUAUGCGAUUUCGUCAACAAUUUCUUCAUGUGUGAUGAAUGCCGCAUGCAUUUCAACGACAUGUGUUCAAGUGUCAAAACCCCUUUCAAAAAGGCACGUGAUUUUGUCUUGUGGGUGUGGAGCACACACAAUAAGGUCAACGAGAGGCUCAUGAAGGACGAAGCUUCUCUUAGUUCAGGUGACCCCAAGUUCCCGAAGAUCAUAUGGCCACCAAAGGAGCUUUGCCCAUUGUGCUAUCUCUCAAGUAACCAGAAAAGCAUAGAUUGGGACCUUGACCAUGUCUACAAGUUCUUGAAGAACUACUAUGGGCCUAAGCUUGUCUCCCUUUACAAGGAAAAGAGUGUCCUCGAGAGCAAGGAAGAGACUGUUCCAGAAACUGAAGACUUGACAGUAGCCACUAACGCUCUGGUUGUGCCGAUUGGAGCUGCAUUGGCAAUAGCUAUCGCCAGCUGUGCAUUUGGGGCGCUUGCAUGUUACUGGAGGACGCAGCAGAAGAACCGCAAGUCGAGGAGAAGCUGGAAGUAAACUUCCAGAAGGUCUUGAUGUUUUCAUAACUUACGGACAACAAACACGAGGGCUCUUGUUUGGAGUUAGGAUCCCAAAGUUCCUUGCUGCAGGUCCUUUCCUUGUAACUUUUGUCUCUGAUUUUGAAAGAUAGUCCAGAUUCUUCUCUUGAAAUUUGGGAUACAAACACAGAGAGACACUUGUGAAUGUUGGGAUCUUUUAUAGGAAUCUUUAUAGUGGUUUAUAAUUUUGUAUCGGACCAUAUGGUUAGGGUUGUUUGUGUAAGAAUUCGAGAUGAGUCUUUGGCUAUCUGCAUUGCUGAUCUGGGAAAAACACUUGAGAAGAUAGCUUUGCAAAUGAGAUACUUUUCUUUUCUUUUUUCAAUCUGUUAAACCAAUCCAACAUUUUACAUGUAUAAGCAGAAAUUAUAUUUACAGUGA